Oncorhynchus gorbuscha (pink salmon) is the source of this 4453-nucleotide messenger RNA. RefSeq names its product transmembrane protein 178B-like. Lineage: Eukaryota; Metazoa; Chordata; Actinopteri; Salmoniformes; Salmonidae. Gene Ontology annotation, cellular component: membrane. Bases 258 to 1160 code for a protein of 300 amino acids. The transcript has 4 exons. The record is from RefSeq and is a predicted model, not a curated record.
UCCUCGCAGCAUUGGUCGCCAUCCAUCCACCUCUCCUCUUUCCAAUACCAAAACAGAUGGUGGAAAAAUCAUCACAUCUGCCGGGACGCAGGACAACAAUAGACAGCAUCUAGCCCAAGAGAACCGGGCGUCCAUCAUGUUUGCUGUCAAGAGCUCCAUGAGGCUGUGAGCGCCGUCGGGAUUUUUGACACGGGGUACCAUCACGGCAGCCGAGGAUUCUUCUCGCGACUGUCUGGGCUCUUCAUCGAGUGGGGAAGAUGGCCGCCAUGAAAAUUUUAACCAGCAGUGGGCUGUUCUUAGCGUUCUGUGCGUUGGGGUUGCUAGCCAUGGCAAUCUGCACCGACUAUUGGUAUGAGACAGAUGCGCGGAGACACCGAGAAAGGUGUAAAAACUACGCCAACAAGAGAAACGACCCGGGGUACAUCUAUAUCUCAAAUAGCAAUCUCCCCCUCCAGAUGCCCCCAAAGGGCAUUGAAAGGAAAGGUAACAGUCCAAGUGCAGGAGCUCAGCCUCUUAUUAGGGAAAAACGUCACUUUCAGGCUGCAGCAUCAGCUAUGGAGUCCCACUGCAGUCGCCAGUUCAAUUCAACCAUCUCUGGGCUCUGGAGAAAGUGUCAUCGAGAUGGAUUUGACCUGGAGACAGAGGAUCUCAUAUAUAAAGGUUUGAUUCAGCGGUGCAUCCCAGUCAAGUAUCACUACUCUUCCUCCAUCCUUCCGCGCAAUUUACCCAUCAACAUCACCAAGACCAUCCGUCAGGAUGAGUGGCAUGCACUCCAUCUACGCAGGAUGACGGCUGGCUUUGUGGGCAUGGCCGUGUCUAUCAUCCUGUUUGGCUGGAUUAUCGGAGUGCUGGGCUGCUGUCAGCAGCAUGACCUAAUGCAGUAUGUAGCUGGACUACUCUUUCUCAUGGGAGGAACGUGUUGUAUCAUCUCCCUGUGUACGUGUGUGGCGGGCAUCAACUUUGAGCUGUCGCGUUACCCACGCUACAUGUAUGGCCUCCCAGAGGAUAUUAGCCAUGGCUACGGCUGGUCCAUGUUCUGUGCCUGGGGGGGCUUAGGCCUCACUCUGCUGGCUGGUUUCCUGUGCACCCUGGCCCCAUCCUUAAGCACCCCCUCCCGUACAACCGUCCACAAGCCCAGGCAGGAGAAUGGAACCGUGUGAUGGGACUGUGUGACUGGCCCACGGAGCACACAAAUAAGCAACACCCAUCCAACUUCAUCCAACGUUUUUGUCCAACCACCAUCUCACCUCAUCCCCCUUCCCUGUCAUCUGUCUGAAUCAUGAGUGUACCAGAGAAAUUGUACAUGGGAGAACAGAGCAAAGACAAACCACACCAAACUGUACUCUUUACUGUACAUCUAGGACACACAGAGCAAUGGCCCCCAGAAUACUUUGGGACAUGGCAAGACCUUUUUGUUGUUAAACGUUUGACUACUAACUCUAUGGAAGCCAAAAGGCGACUGUUUGUCUGUUUGUUUUUCCCAAGAGGAAUUGUCUUAAAAUGGUGCUCUCUUUUAACACACACAACAAAGAACACAGUCCAAGAGCUUAGAAAGAAACAACAAGCAUCUCUAAAUGGAACAAACCAACAAACAAGAACAUGUGGCAGAGCAUCCUGUCAUCAUUCCUCUUUUAGUCGGGUGGUCUGUACUGUGUUUGUUAUUGUUCGCAACAAAAAAUUAUGCUGGCAUAAACUGUCCAUUGUUUUGAAUCAGCUGACUGAUGUCAAGCAUUAUCCCUAGGAAGGACUUUACAGUUUAAGCCUAAAACCUGCUUCAUGCAGCAGAGGACCAAGAGCACAAACUGGAAAUGGCAGGGGUGGAACAGCAAGAUACAAUUUUGAAGAGCAAAUCUUUCAACGCUUCUAUGAUUCAGUAUGUACAAAUGCAUCUCUACGUAGAUUCAGGUCAUUGUUUGUAUAAAGUAACUCUUGAAUAAGAAAAAAUGUUUCUGUUUGUUUCGAGGUAACAAUGGCAAUUUGGGUCUUCAGUGAUGUUGUUUGCUGGAAUAAAUUGUAUGCUUCAUGAUUAGAAGAAUAAGAGUGAUUGCAAGGCACAUUAAGUACUGUUUGAGAGUAGCAGAGGCAGUUAAAGGUCCAGUGCAGUCAAACAUGUGAUUUGUCUGUGUUUUAUAUAUAUUUCCACACUAUGAGGUUGGAAUAAUACUGACAAUGCCAUUUUAGCGUAAGAGCUGUUUGAAGAUGUUUUAAUUGAAAACAAUCACAGUAAGGUACUUGAUUAUUACCCAGAAAUGAUUUGAUAUUGAAAUAAAAACGUCUGCAUUGGACCUUUAAGGAUCAGUCAAUAUUGUAUGUUGAAGGAUGUGGUUCAAUUAAUAAAAAUGUAACCUUCUGGUAACACAUUCAAACUUAGAAACAAUGACAGACGGUAAUUUACAGUUAUAAGUGACAAUACCUGCCGUCUUGGAUUUGGCAGGAAUUGAACUGCAGAUACCAGUGUUGAACUUGCAUUUAAUGUAUUCUGUCACAAAAACCUUCACAUAGCACAACACAUUGUAGCAAGUAUCAAUGCAUUGAGUGAUUUGUUUUGUGUGAAUUGCUGCAAAAUGCAGGUAUUUGCACAGCAUUGAUUCCCAAAGCUUCUGUUAAAGUUUAUCAUUGAAUCCAUGUCUUAUUCAACACAACAUUUCUGUUAAUAUUCUUCUGUCAGUGAAAAUGGGUCAUGUUGAGAUUUACAUUGAGAGAGCAGUAGGGCUGUGAAAAGUCAAUGUCAUGUUUACAUCAGUAACACCACUGGUAUGUUGUUUUUUCCUGUCUAUCAAUCCUUUUCUCCUCACGUUUGAUGCACAUAGCUGUUCUCUGUAUUCUUCCUCAGUAGGGGGAAACUAGGAAUCAGCUCAGGUCUCUUGGAGACAAGACCAAUAAUGUGGCAGCUUGUAUGCAGACAACAUGAUGUCCUGUUAAAGCAUCAACUGCAUCACUUUAGUAUGAAGGAUCCCUUUUGAGUCGAACACUUUCCUGCAAGUGGGCCGAAUGAAUUGAGGGAGCUCACCAUUUCUAAUUUCAGUGCCACUUUUGCCCCAGGCAUACUGGCCCUUUGCAGUUUUCUGAGUCCCCUUCGCAAUUCAUAGAGAUCAGGAGAGGUCAAAAGGCCCUCAUUUGGGUAACAUUUGAUUAAUGUACUCUGUAAGUACCCAGUUCUUGCAGGACUUGAGAGGUGUAAUAAUGAUACAAGCACACUUGUGUAUUACAUAAAGGGUCUGGGAUGAAACUCAGGCCAUGUUAUUUGUGGCAGGUCUGGGUUCAGACAGGCUUCGGAGGCUAGCACUACACAUUAAUUAAGAUGGAAUUACAGGUAAGAUGGAAUUGAUGUAUUUUGUGAGUACAGAGUACUCAAGGAACACCGUUUUGUUACCUAUGUUUUAAAAAAGCACACUCAUUGUGACACUUUUUCAGCAGUGUUAUGAGGUGAGGUGAUGAGCUAUAACCUUUCCAGUGAAUUAGUGUUUGACUGUAGAUAAAAAAACAUUGCCUCAAAGUGACUACAAAGUGAAACAUACAAACAUUGUUACUACAUGUAGCACCACCUCAGACUUGUAAAAGAGCUGUGGAUAUUGGUGGUGUUCUGCUGCCAUUCUGAGCUCAUCCACAGUCUUCUCCUCCAGUUUAUAUCAACACACAUGUACAGGUUUUGUCCCUUAGAUCUCUAAAUUGGCCAAUGGUAUUGAAUGCAUGGAUAAUUGCUACAAUAAACAAUACAAGUAUUGCAAUUGCGUUGUUUGAAUAAUGAUAAAGGUUUUGUUGCUAAUCCGGUUGAUAGAGAAAAAUAUGGAUAGCAGAGCAAGAUUUCUGAAAAAGUGGUCAAAUGGCCAUGUAAAAAAUAAUGAGAGAAGGGGUAAGCACAAUAUACAACUUGUAUGCAAAAGUGACUGCAAAAUAGUUCUCUUAUUGGGACUUCUAGUGUUUCAUGAGGAACUGGAAAGUGUUCAGUGUGAGCAAUGUGGGACACUGUGUACAAAUGCCACAAUUUCAAGUGGCACCUCUUUAAGUAGCACUGCUAUGAUUUUCUACAUGUCAUUUAUACUGGUUCAAUCCACGAGGAUGGAGAAAGACGAUCAAAAGACAUUGUAGUCUCGCAUGAGAUCAUUAUGGUUCAUUUCUUUUAAUGUAUUCAAACUUGUGUCCAUUUUUUAAAUCUAAUUUAUUUUACUGAAAUAAAAUGUAAUUCAUAUACUAUUCUGAAGUCAAAUGUGUCUGUAUAUUUCAUGUAUUUUAGAUGUCUAUGUCAUCUUAUGUCACAACAGAAAAACACUGAGCUUAGGUAAACCUCUUCCUGUGUACUGCCCAUCUGGGCUUACAUGUACACUAUUUCACACUCAUAGAGAGUAUAAUCAAAUAGGCUAUUAUGGUUCUUGCAACCACUGCAGUAAAGGUUUGGUUGGACAUGUGGCACAUUUUUCAGAGGAAUUACAUGAAUGCCAUGAUUUGACAAUAA